AGGGAAGUGUUGAAGACGUACAACGCGGCGAUGGACUGGAUCACCUUGGCUGUGAUCGUCUGGAACUUCGGGGUGGUAGGGAUGAUCUGUAUCCACUGGAAGGGGCCUCUCCGUCUGCAGCAGGCCUACCUCAUCAUGAUCUCUGCUCUCAUGGCUCUGGUCUUCAUCAAGUACCUUCCUGAGUGGACGGCCUGGCUCAUCCUGGCCGUUAUAUCUGUCUAUGAUCUGCUAGCAGUGCUCUGCCCCCAAAGGUCCUCUACGUAUCCUCGUGGAGACAGCCCAGGAGAGGAACAACCCAUCUUCCCUGCUCUCAUCUACCCUGUAAGACGACGUCACACCUCGUACAUCAACACCUCGACCAUGGUGUGGCUGGUCAACAUGGCAGACACUGGCCUCGGACACAGACCAAUGACCAGGAAGAACUCAACAGAGGCCCCCAUCACUCAGCCCCAGGAGGAUGAUGGAGGGUUCACCCCUAACUGGAUGGGGCAUCAGGAGCAUCAGCUGGGACCCCCUUCAGUCCACAGACGAGACCCGUCGGGAGAUUCAACAGCUCCCCUCUGCCCAGACCACCAUGUGGACGAUGAUGACGAGGAGA
Molecule: messenger RNA, 598 nt
Organism: Oncorhynchus gorbuscha (pink salmon)
Lineage: Eukaryota; Metazoa; Chordata; Actinopteri; Salmoniformes; Salmonidae
Product: presenilin-1-like
Exons: 4
Biological process (GO): calcium ion transport; membrane protein ectodomain proteolysis; smooth endoplasmic reticulum calcium ion homeostasis
Cellular component (GO): mitochondrial inner membrane; membrane raft; perinuclear region of cytoplasm
Molecular function (GO): beta-catenin binding; aspartic endopeptidase activity, intramembrane cleaving; cadherin binding
Source: RefSeq, a predicted model, not a curated record